Messenger RNA from Plodia interpunctella (Indianmeal moth), 2159 nucleotides. RefSeq lists its product as uncharacterized. The record is from RefSeq and is a predicted model, not a curated record. Gene Ontology annotation, molecular function: protein binding. NCBI's taxonomy places the organism in Eukaryota, Metazoa, Arthropoda, Insecta, Lepidoptera, Pyralidae. The transcript has 2 exons. Bases 393 to 2138 code for a protein of 581 amino acids.
UUUAAAUUUGAAAUAGAUAAAUAUUCGGUUCUAUUCUAACUUUAACCCGUUUUUCUUAUUUCGUCUCGUUUCUUCUGACUGAAGCUAAAAGUUCUUUGACUUUGCGCUUUCCAGAGUUUAUCUUGCUACUAAUAAAAAUGUCAAAGUAAAAAAAAAUUGACAUGACAAUGUUAAAACAUGAACUAAACAGUGAGAUCAUGGAAGAGAUUUAUGUUGACUGUUGAGAAUCAACAUGAAACAUCAUUUAUUAAGUUAUUAUUUGUUUUCUACCAUCGUCAACUUUCCUUGACCUACUACUGGGAAUAGAGCUUCCUUCAUGUACGAUGUACACCAACAAAUAUUCUGUGGGCCAUCUUAGAACAGUUAAUCUCUUAAUUUAUAACUGACUGCACAUGAAAAGUGGUGAAAUAUUUACAAACAUUAUGUCGUUAUUGACAUUACCAGUAGAAGUUUUGGCCAUCAUCCUCAAAAAACUUGACACAAAGACCUUAUAUAACUUACACGACUCAUGUUCUUAUUUACGAAAUGUUAUUUGCAUGCCCGGAGUUAUCAAAGAAUGCCAGUGUUCUCUUAACACAUUAGCAACAGUGAAGACCUUUCAAUCGGACUUCUUCCGAAGCAUAUCUGGAAAUCUAAAGAUUUUGAACCUAUCUGGUGUUCCUGAUUUAACUAAAUCAGCUUUGUUAGUUGCUUUAAGAAAAGCGAAGAAUCUAAUAGAAUUAGAUGUAAGCUUUACAAAUAUAAUGAUGCUUGACCUUUUUGAUAUCAUUCAGAUGAGACCCACAUUGAAGAGCUUGUCUAUAAACUUUACAUUUGGUACAACAUAUAAGAUCAACAAGGAUGUGUUGUCCAAAUAUCAGCAAGCUUUCGAAGGGCUGGAAAAGGUCAGUUUUGUUGGCUCAACCUCAAAUUUCAUGUACGGAAAUGUAGCUGUAUGUAUGCUAAAAAAGGCACAUCUAUCUAGUCUGCAGUUUACAAUUUGUGGCAAUGAAUACUUUGGUACUGUAUACAGUGAUGAUAUAGAAUGGGACAAAUGUGUACUGGAAAGAUUGCCUGCAUUCAAGAUAUUCUCAUUGACAAACAUGUGCUAUGAUGCUCUGCUAGAGUUACCUCUGAUCAAGUUACUCAAUUUUGGUAAUUAUGAGAUUUUAAUAUUCCAAAAAUAUAAUUAUACUUUAGUGCAUGCAACUCCCUUAUUGAAACAAUUUAUUUGUAAAAAUUUUGAUGUGGAAGUAAACAAUUUGUCAGAUUUAGGUUCAGUGGUCGUUGGACAGGUGGCUAUCAUGCUGUGGCUCAGAGAGAUGACCCAAUUUGAUCAUAAAUUUUAUUCAAAUUUACUAACAAUCUUGAAAGAAUAUUUGACUUUCCGUUUUGAUUCCUCUCAUCAUGCUCCAGUCUCAGAGAAGUACAACUGGUACUGUGUGGAGCAGAGUUGUCCGCCCGAUGACAGUAAUCAUUCACAUGAUGAAGGAUUCAAGUUUAAAAAAGCUCGAUUAGCACAACAGAGUUUAAUAUUAAACUAUGAUGACACUUUCAGGGAGAAAGAAAGAAAUAUUAACUUGGAAAUUAAAUUUAAAGAUCCCCUCAAUCGGCCAAUUAAUAUACAUAGUUGUGAUUUAUUUAAAAAAUUGACUCAUUUAUCUCUAGUAGGAAAUGUUCAAUAUACAUCAGAUUUUUUCAAGAAUUUGUUUGAGAAGUGUGAUACAUUAGUUACAUUAGUAAUAAUUAAAUCAAAAGGCAAUUUUCAUGUACCAACAUUACUAAAUUGUCUGCCAAAGAGCAAAAUUUUAAAAAACUUAUUAAUCAAUGUUAACAUGUUACAUUAUUUUCCCUUAUUUACUUACCUCAGUGAGUGUAAAAGCAUAGAAAAUAUCCAUUUAGUUACUUCAAAUACACACGAUAAUACUUUGCCUAAUCCUAGUGAUUUGUUUAUUAAAUGUGAAAAUUUGUAUAGCAUAUGUAUUCGGUGCACUAUGCCCCAUAGAGCGAAGAUGUUAAAGUUUUAUAAAAAGGUUCGAUCUAAGCUUGGCAAGAAUUAUUUAUACUUAGAUAUAAUUCCAUUCACUGAUGAAGAUCGACGGAGCCUGUACAGCCCUUAUUUUAAUGUGUUUAAUGUGUAUCAAUUAAAACCAAUGUAAAUAAAAUUUAUGUAACAAUGA